UUUAUUUUCCAGCCUGGGUUUCAGCAAGCCAGAGGUCGCAAUAGAAGGAAGGUCUGUCUACUUUCCAGGUGGAUGUCCGAAGCAUCCGAAGAAAAGAUAGCUUCGGAUGGGGAGCUACUUGCAAGAACAAAAAUUCUGAUGGACAGGGUCUACAGGGAUGGGAGUCUCAACUUGGAAGCUUUGUUCCCAGUCUUAAGUGACGCAAAGUUGUGACGUUUCCUGCCACUGCCGUUUCCAAACAUUUGGCAUCAGCCGUUCCACCACCAAAAUACUUUCAGCUGUGCAUGUGACCACCGCAAGGAGCUCAGCUGGAAUCGUUGAUUCCAUGCAUCACGAAACAUUGGGACAACUCGAUGGCUUUGCGUUCAUGGCCUGCUGGUUGCACGGGCACACACUGAAGACCCCAAUCUUAUCCAAUCAUAUCCUAUCUAUAUGCGCUGACCAUCUGACCUUGCAGUCCCUGUGCCUCAGCAACAGGGCAGAAUACAGUUUGGAAUGUUUCAAUCUACGGCUCUCUGCACAUUCUUCUCUCUUGGGAGUACGGUGGCAAAAAGCGACUCGGAGCUUCCAUGCCCGCAACUUGGUGAACCUGUGCGACUGCACAAACAAUGUCACCACAAAGCUUCUUUCUUUGGGCUUUUGGCAACAAUCAUCCUUCAUUCUGGCGUGAGAGGCGAACGGUCUGGCUGGCCAAAGGGAACUCUCCACGUCCAAUCUCAGAAUCUGCAUGUCUUCUCUUCCAAAGCAGUGCCGGAAGCUUGCUAUUGCUGCCCGAGACCGAAUUGCAGUUCGUGCUUGAAGCCCACCGACGUCACGGACGUGCCAUGGCUUCUUUUUGUGGGUUUUGCCGUGAACAUGUGCUGGAGCUUCAAAGCCGCGAUUGAGCAUAUUCAUAGUGUCUGAUCCCUGUACGCGCGCAUACAAAGCCAUUCACUCUGCCAACCACAGACCAUGCUUGAGGAAAUUGAGGGCUUGAUAUCCCAUUUAGCCAGGGGCUGUCCACCAAAGCAAACUCUCUGGACGCGCAACAGAGGGGAAUCAUGGAUUCCGUUUCUAUUGUGCUCGGCAUUUCCGGUACGCACGUGAGACAAGCCAUGCGCACGGCCUGGAAAUCUCUGAUGCAGCAAGUCAGUCCAAUCAUCGGCAGCGCAAUUUGGAAUCGAAUCCCGUUCUUCACUCAGCCACUCGCAUAGUGGAACGAAGUUGCUUGCGUUUCAAACCAAACCCUGUGAAAUCCUCAAACUCAGGUGGACUGUUGCUGACUCAGGCACAGCUCAACUUCUGCUCACCAAGAAUUAGAUAUGAGCAGGUGUGCGCACAGGCACCUUGCAGGGCAGCAUUAUUCGCUUUGUGAUUCAAGACUAUUGCCAGUCGCAUGCAUUCGGGAGAGCUUGCACGAGACAUUCUGCAGGCAAUACAAGCUAGAUCUGAAACAGACAACAAAACUAUUGAUCUCAAAAAACAUUCGGAACUUGGCUUCACACAUCCCAUUUCAACUGAAAGUCAGGCGCUUUGGUACGCUGGCUUAAUUAGGACAGCGACAUCUUCCAGAAAACAUCCUGGCUGCAUGCAUCCAGAACCCCGAUGCCCUGGUUCGCAACCGCUUGGCAUCGAGCAUCGCAACUUGGACAAGCGCAAUUCGUGUCUUUGUCUUGGCCCAGACUUCAGGUCAAAGCUUCCCAAGUAGCAAACUGCUCCAGCUGUCUUUGUCGGACCAGUAACGCAAACCAUCUUUGCUGGGGAACAAACUUCAAUCCACGGUGGAAAUUGGUAGAGUGACUGCACCAUGCAGUCGCAUGCAGCCACUGAAUGUCGCCUCUGAUUGGUCCAGGCGCCGGCAACCGCUUUCCAUCACGGCAGCAUCGAUCAACGAUGUCAUGGGAGCUUGGCACUGCCGUCGCACGCAGACAACUUCCAGCCAACCAUGGUACUGUCCCUUGGAGUUGGCACGGCAAAUGCUAAAGGUGUCUUAGGUUGGCAUAAAAAAAAAGUUGCUUGAUUCCAUCCUUGUGGCGAUUUUAGUACACCACCAGCCUUUCGAACCCUUAGA
Cladocopium goreaui is the source of this 2050-nucleotide messenger RNA. NCBI's taxonomy places the organism in Eukaryota, Dinophyceae, Suessiales, Symbiodiniaceae. The record is from the annotation of a GenBank genome assembly.